GCCAUGUCUGAUCCUCCGCUGGUGGAAUAAGAGCGGACGGCAGAGCGAAAAUUUUCCCCGGGCCGCGGUUCCCUUCGGGGUUCGUUGCGAACUAUGGCCGACAGCGCCGGGAUCCAGCAGGGUUCGCCGGCCAUCGGGGCCGCGGGCUUGGUUCCGGCCGCUCCUGGAGCCGGGGGGACGGAGGGCUCUGGCGCCGCUGGAGGAUCCGCACGUAUCGCCGUGAAGAAGGCGCAACUCCGCUCCUCACCUCGGCCGAAGAAACUGGAGAAACUCGGCGUGUAUUCCUCCUGCAAAGCUGAAGGAGCCUGUAAGUGUAAUGGCUGGAAGAGUCAGAACCCCCCUCCCACUCCCCCCCGAACUGACCAGCAGUCCAACGCAGUCAACCUGCAGGAGCCCUGUCGCAGCUGCUCUCACACUUUGGGUGAUCACGUGACGCAUCUAGAAAACGUGUCAGAGGAGGAAAUGAACAGGCUUCUCGGUAUCGUCCUAGACGUGGAGUACCUCUACACUUGUGUUCACAAAGAGGAGGAUGCUGACACUAAGCAGGUCUACUUCUCCCUCUUCAAACUGCUGAGGAAAUCCAUUCUUCAAAUGGGUAAACCGACGUUAGAAGCACAGGAGAGUCCUCCGUUUGAGAAACCCAGUAUUGAGCAGGGGGUGAACAAUUUUGUCCAGUACAAGUUCAGCCACCUACCGUCUAAGGAACGUCAAACAAUCAUGGAGCUUGCUAAGAUGUUUCUCAACCAGAUCAACUACUGGCAGCUGGAGACGCCCUCUCAGAGACGCCAGAGGGUGCCUACUGACGACGCCGCUGGAUACAAAGCCAACUACACCAGAUGGCUCUGCUACUGCAACGUGCCUCAGUUCUGCGACAGCCUUCCCCGGUACGAGACCACGCAGAUCUUUGGGCGGACACUGCUGCGCUCGGUUUUCACUGUGAUGAGGAAACAACUGCUAGAGCAGGCGCGACAGGAAAAGGACAAGCUGCCACCUGAGAAACGCACACUUAUUCUCACACACUUUCCCAAGUUCUUGUCUAUGCUGGAGGAGGAGGUGUACAGCCACAGCUCUCCCAUCUGGAGCCAAGACUUCUUGGCAGGAGCAUCGGGGGGGCAGAUCCCUAUUCACACAGUUAUCAGCGCUCCCCCCGUGGCCAGGCCAUUGUACUACAGCACCAGCCCCGUGUCAGUGGACCCAACCACCUGUGGCAGUGUCAGUCCAGCCAGGAAAACUGUGUUGGAGUCAAACCCAGUGGGAGAGAAGCGUAAACCCUCCGAGCCCCUUUCCCAUGAGGAAAACAAGAGACCGCGGGCGGUGGGUGACAUCCCCAUGGAGCUCAUCAAUGAGGUGAUGGCAACCAUCGCCGACCCUGCUGCCAUUCCUGAGACCAGUCUGCUGUCAGCUCACUCUGCACGUGAUGAAGCUGCCCGUUUGGAGGAGCGCAGGGGGGUGAUCGAGUUCCAUGUCAUUGGUAACUCCUUAAACCAGAAGCCCAAUAAGCGGAUCCUGAUGUGGCUCGUCGGCCUCCAGAACGUGUUCUCCCACCAGCUUCCCCGCAUGCCCAAAGAGUACAUCACACGACUGGUGUUCGAUCCGAAGCACAAGACGCUGUCGCUGAUCAAGGACGGCCGCGUGAUCGGAGGGAUCUGCUUCCGCAUGUUUCCAUCGCAGGGCUUCACAGAAAUCGUCUUCUGUGCCGUCACCUCCAACGAACAAGUCAAGGGUUAUGGAACCCAUCUGAUGAACCACCUGAAGGAAUAUCACAUCAAGCACGAAAUCCUCAACUUUCUCACUUAUGCUGAUGAGUACGCCAUCGGCUACUUCAAGAAACAGGGUUUCUCAAAGGACAUCAAAGUUCCCAAGGCCAAGUAUGUGGGCUACAUCAAGGACUACGAGGGAGCCACACUCAUGGGCUGUGAACUCAACCCCAGCAUCCCCUACACAGAGUUCUCCAUUAUCAUCAAGAAGCAGAAGGAGAUCAUUAAGAAACUGAUAGAGAGGAAACAGGCUCAGAUCAGAAAAGUCUACCCCGGACUUUCCUGUUUUAAGGAAGGAGUUCGGCAGAUUCCCAUAGAAAGCAUUCCUGGCAUACGUGAAACUGGCUGGAAACCUGUGGGCAAAGGGAAGGAAUUGAAGGACCCUGAUCAACUGUACAGCACUCUGAAGACCAUCCUUCAACAUGUGAAGAGUCACCAGAACGCCUGGCCGUUCAUGGAACCUGUGAAGAAAACAGAGGCACCUGGGUACUAUCAAGUGAUUCGCUUCCCCAUGGAUCUGAAGACAAUGAGCGAGCGCCUGAAGAGCAGGUACUACACGACGCGCAAGUUGUUCAUGGCCGACAUGCAGCGCAUCUUCACCAACUGUCGAGAGUACAACCCUCCGGAGAGCGAGUACUACAAGUGCGCCAAUCUACUGGAGAAGUUCUUCUACACCAAGAUUAAAGAGGCCGGCCUCAUUGAGAAGUAGAACAGAGGAGGAGGAGAAGUUUCUCUUCACCUCCACAAAGAAUGAGACAAGGCCUCUGUGGUCCAGGUUAUACGGGGACUACUGACUCUGGAGCGGUCGGGUUUCAGAGACAUAUUUUGAUGUAAAAGGUGCACACUGGUCUCAGAUCAGCACUCUUUAAUGUUUGAUGCAUGCAGGCAAAGAUCCUGAAUCGGUAGCUUAGACUGAUAUUUACACUGAAAGAUAGGCCGCGAGGGACGGCCUCACUGACGACCUGUGAGACUGUCGCUGACAUGAAACAUAAGAAAACGUGUGUCUUCAUAUUUCAUCACAUAUCCCAGGGUCCCGUGCAGAGAAAGGACAGAGGAAGGUGUGAGAGUAAUACAUAUUGAACGGGGCUGAAAGCUUCUGUUGUUUGUGUGUGAAGACUGAGAGGCAACGGAGAUUCACCGCUCACCUUUCUUACUUUGUCUCUCUCCGUCUCCUCUUUUUUUUCCUUUCAUCCCCUCAUCCCCCUGCCUUUCUGAAUGCCUGCCUCCUCCUCCUCAUCUCAGUGGACUCAGGUAGAUAUGUCACAUCUACUGUGUGUUACAUCAUUACACAAGUGUUACCUUCGAGGGCCGUGACUGAGAGAUCAGAUUUUCCUGUCUGUGCAAUCGUGCGCGCCACUAAUGAGGUCAAAGUUUGACUGUGAUGAGUUCAUCCUGCCAAAAGAGGAAUACAUACUUUAAAUUUGUACAGAUUUUAAUUAUUUUAAAGCACUUAUUCCCAUUGUAUAUUUUAAAUGUGUAUAUAACAUAUAUUUUCUGUUUCAGAACUAAAACAAAAUAAUCUUUUUUGUACAAGCCACCUAGGGCAGUGUGACUAUCAAAAUGCACUUUUAUUUUUCCAAGUAUUAGUAAACAUAAAAAUAAGAGCAUCCUCUUCUCUUCAAAAUUUGUUUGACAUUUAAAUUACCGCUGACUAAGGACUAAUUUAAUUAUCUAGAGUUUAUUCUUAUUUAUGUGCUGUAAUUUAAAAAGGAAAUGCUUUAGACAAGGUUAAUUUAUUCUCUCUUUAUUUUUGCCCUGCAGAUGGAGAUUGAUAACUUUAUACUUUGGAGAUAAAUGAGAAGAUUGUGCAAUACUAUGUAGUUUUGCUGUUUUGUAAAAAGGUGUUUGUACUUUUCAAACUUUAGGAAAAUAUGUUUUGUAUUAUGUCUGGAAAAACUACUUCAUGCUCUUUGUACAACUGGUUUUAAUGACAUAGUAUUAGCCUAUUUUAUAGACUGAAUAAAAGAGGUGAGGCUAAUUCAGCGUCUGUGGUGACUCAACUCAAUCACAUCAUUUCUAUGCCUCCGCACCAGCAACACCAGAUGGCAUUCUACCAAAGAUAUCUCAAGAACACAUUGAGGGAAUUUAGUCAGAUUUGAUUUGAAUGUUCACUUGGAUUCAAGGAUGACCUGGUUGGAAUUUGGAGGUCAAGGUCACUGCAACCCUCUUAAAUGCGUUAUCUUAAUGAGAAUAAUUUUAAAUUUGGCACAAUUCUUCACUUAGACUCAGAUUAAGUGAUUAGAUUUCAGUGGUCAAGGGUCACAAUGAGUCUGGAUUAAAAAAAAUAAAUUAUUAAACAAUUUUUGAGUUUUAAGUUCAACCUAAACAAACAAGUUUCGAUGGAACUCAGUUUUCCAGUGUUAACCCUUCAGAAUAAAAAAUUGCUCUCCAAUAAAGCUCAUUGUCUAAACUUGUCAUUCGAGCAGAGCCAUUAAUAUAAUUUGUG
This is a messenger RNA of Paralichthys olivaceus (Japanese flounder), 4203 nucleotides long. It is a transcript of the gene kat2b, whose product is annotated as K(lysine) acetyltransferase 2B. The record is from RefSeq and is a predicted model, not a curated record. Gene Ontology annotation, cellular component: ATAC complex; nucleus. Lineage: Eukaryota; Metazoa; Chordata; Actinopteri; Pleuronectiformes; Paralichthyidae. Gene Ontology annotation, molecular function: histone H3 acetyltransferase activity; protein binding. Gene Ontology annotation, biological process: positive regulation of transcription by RNA polymerase II; chromatin remodeling.